UCCUUCUGCUGAUAACUCUGAAGACACACACAAGACCUUCACUCAAAUGAGAGUGACCAUCGGAAUUUGCAGUAUUAACCGUUUGCGAAUUAUUUGGAUACUCUAUUCCAUACUUGCUAUAAAUAUUAAAUUUGCAUAUGGAAAAUGCAUCGUUCACAUUAUUAUCGUAUAAUUUUAGUGAUCUUUGCCCUCUGUGUGCAACGAUUAGUGAGUCAAUCAAGGUCAGGAGUAUUUACGAAAUCAGGAGUUCUCCCACAAAUGCAUCUUCCAAGAUCGCUCCCACAGCUACAAACUCUGGGCAAUGGAGAACCGAACUUUGUUAACCCAUACUUAUCUGGUAACUCGGAGUUGUAUGGGCAGAACAGAUUAUUGCAACAACUCCCAAGCAGAUUGGACAACCGGAACACAAUUAUGGACCCCUCGUUAUUUGGGAGGGCUAAACCAAAAUGCAACAAGAGAAUUCGAAUUGCGAAUGGCGUUUCAAGAUUCAGAGACAAAGGCAGCUUGGUGCGGUAUGCAUGCAGUCACGGGUUCAUAUUACUUGGUACCACAAUUGCAGUAUGCUUGAGGGAUCAAUGGUCAGAACCCCCACCGAUUUGUGUUAGGCCAGGAUGUCGCAGAGUUUUGGCUCCUCAGAAUGGAGUUACACGUUUAUCAUUUUCAGGAGCAGUUGCAGAUUUUCUGUGUAAAGAUGGUCAUGUCCUAGAAGGAAGCCCAGUGGUUUACUGUGAUGGGCAACGAUGGAAUGAUACAGAACCAAUUUGUGCUCCAAUUCAUCCCUUGACCACCACAACUGCAGCAUAUUGGGAAUGGCCUCAGCCUAAACCUUUAAACGAUAGUGAAAUACAACUUUCUUCGGACGAGCAAUUGGAAUCAUGGGAUUAUAACAAUCCCAGCACAACUAUUGGAUGGUCUACCUCCAAAACGACUGAAAAUCCUGACCUUGGAAAAGAAAUCUCAGAUACUAGUUUGCCAAUUUCUCACCAACCAACCACCACUUUCCCUGAUUUCCUACCCGUUAGAAUAACAGAGACAACUGCAACACCUUCUAGUGUGUCAAAUAGCACUGUUAGCCAAUCCAUAUUACCCAGUUAUGGUGCUGUUUCUAAUGCUAAUUUAACAACGACAAAGCUUAUUUCUGACAGUACCACUGUAGCAAGUCUUCCGAACACGGAGCCUGCAACACUUCCAACAACAACUCUAAGCGAUUCAACGACAGAGACCGCAUUAAUAUCCGAUGCCAUUAUUAUCACUACUACUGAAAUUGUGAAAACAUCCAGUUCAACCGAAUCCAACCUUCCCAGUGUUGAGGUCACCGUCACCGAAGAAAACUGGGAACCAUUUCCGGACAAUACGUUUGACAAAUUCGACAAGGAGCUUGGUGUAGGAAGCUAUGAGACAAGGGACCAAAUUCCAGAAUUUAUUCAGCCUAUUUCACCGCAUAAGCUUGAUGAUGACCAUGAUGAUCAUUACACGAAAUUAGCAACAAUCUCAGUUGUGGGCGGUAUUGUGUUGGGUGCGUUGGGAACAUUGUUGCUUGUGGGUGGAGUGGCAACAUAUUGUUGGAGAAAAAACAUUGGGAUUGCAAGGCCACAUGCAGGCGAUAUUGACGGGAGAACCCUUUCUGGAAGUGAUGCAAAUGAUGACUUCAUGUGGGUGGACUCCAACAGUAGGGGCCACAGAAUGUCACGAUUAUAGAUUGGUAUACUGAUUUUAUAUGUACAUAUGUGUGUAAACAACUUUACAUACUAUUGCCAUUAAAUACUUUUAUUGAUAAUCGUGAA
This is a messenger RNA of Folsomia candida, 1784 nucleotides long. RefSeq lists its product as uncharacterized. Gene Ontology annotation, molecular function: sialic acid binding; oligosaccharide binding. Gene Ontology annotation, cellular component: external side of plasma membrane. NCBI's taxonomy places the organism in Eukaryota, Metazoa, Arthropoda, Collembola, Entomobryomorpha, Isotomidae. The record is from RefSeq and is a predicted model, not a curated record. Bases 145 to 1698 code for a protein of 517 amino acids. The transcript is spliced from 5 exons. Gene Ontology annotation, biological process: leukocyte tethering or rolling; response to cytokine; heterophilic cell-cell adhesion.